AUGCCUCAAUCUAACCCUGGCUAUGGUUUCGCAGUUGCUGCCUUCGUUCUAGUGGUGUAUGAUUGGGCACUUACAUUUGAACAAGAGGUCGAAUUGGUCUGGCCUGGCCAUGCUUGGUCAUCUUCCGACCGUCUCGGUGACAGAUACAGCUGGAUCUUGUACAUCGUAUGGUUUUGGACGGGUAUUUUGUUAUUUGCAAUGCUGUGCGUUAUCAUGAUUACUCGGUUGCAUGCCAUGUAUCAACGAUCGAGAAAGAUCCUUGUAUUUCUCAUUGUCACCUUCCUGGCUGUCAACGUGUUCGGCGGAGUGGCCAUCGUAAUAACAAUGAUGCAUACUUCAGGGGAGGAGCUUAUUCUCUCCGGCACUUAUCAGUGCUCAAUUGGGUAUGCGGAAGAUAUCCCACUUCUGGACGCUGUUGGUUGGAUACUAGACAUUGUGUGGGAGAUCCUCACACUGUGUCUUUCCGUCUGGAUUGCGGCAAAGCACUUCCGUGAACUGCGACGACAUUCGGCAGGAGGGUUUAUGGGGGACUGUUUCACGGUAUUGAUCAAAACUCAUGUGCUUUACUUUGCGAGCUUUGUUGCUGUUUCGUGCCUCACCCUCAUCCUUAAUUUCUCUCCGAUACUCUCGACCUACCAGAAUUUUCUGGGAAUUCAGACUUUAUAUGGCUUUUCUCAGAUUUUCGAGGUCAUACAAAUGUUUGUGCUGGGACCACGGCUGAUCCUCGGUAUUCGAGAAUAUAACGCUAAGCUUGUGGCCGACUCAGACGUAGCGACCGCUAUGACCUCAAUCGCUUUCCAAGAGCGUGUGGAUACACCUACUGGCAGUGGCGUGUAA
This is a messenger RNA of Suillus bovinus, 837 nucleotides long. RefSeq lists its product as uncharacterized. The transcript has 10 exons. The record is from RefSeq and is a predicted model, not a curated record. Lineage: Eukaryota; Fungi; Basidiomycota; Agaricomycetes; Boletales; Suillaceae. Bases 1 to 837 code for a protein of 278 amino acids.